GAAUUUAUUUCAACUUUUCAAUAUAUUUUGCAUUUCAAAUUUAUAUACAUUUUUCUUCUAAAUUGUACCUAAUGGCUAUCAGUAUUGCAAUAGUUUCAAAAAUUAAUUUCAUAUAAGUAAUGAACAACUUCAAUGGUAUCUAUGGAAUAGGUGAAAUCAAUGGCAAUUCUGUAGACAUGGACCAACAAGACUCUCAGGAGGAUCCUCCAGUCAGUCAAACUCUGUCCCUCACAAGUUUUUUGUUUGGAAAUAUUGAUGACCGAGGACAGCUUGAAGGAGAUGUGUUUGAUGAUGAUGUAAAGAAGCAACUUGCAUCUCUGUCACGCCUUGGCUUGGGUUCUCUUCUCCGCCAAGUCACAAAUGACAGCAAUGACGAGGAAGACAGUGAUGAUGAUGAAGAAGAGGAGCUGGAUGAUGAUGAUGUGCUGGAGAAGAGUCCUAAUGCCAUUGAUUAUUCUGACAUAAAUGAAGUACUGGAAGAGGACUAUGUCCCGUCUCAAAUCAGUGGAGUGAGCACGAGUAACUUGACUCUCCUAACAUCCCAACCUCCUGCAUCAGAAGAGGACUAUGAUGAUGGUGAAGAUGGUGAUCAGUCCAUGUAUGACUUGGGAGCUGCUCAUGAUGACAACGCUGGCAGUGGCUCUGUCGAUGCCGAGACUCCUGUCGUCUCUGAAAUGGAACCUUUAGAUGCCAAUGCAGGAGUAGUGCAUAUGAAUGGCAUGCAUGAAAUGGAGGAUGAAGAUAAUGAUGGUAUGAACACCAUCAAGACUGAUGUGGAGCUCAUGCCUCCACCUCCUCCCCCUACUCAUGGUGGUAAUGGUGAAGAGGUUUCUGAUGAUAAGGAAGUCAAUAGUGAAGGCAAGCUUGUAACACCUCUCGCUGCCAUGCGUCCCUCCAAGUACGCUCAUGUUGAUGUUGCAGAACUCUUCCCUGGUUUCAAGGCUGACAAGGUGCUACGAUUUUCUAGACUAUUUGGACCGAAUAAAAACACCAUUCCAGCUUCCCGGUCUAUUUGGAAGCACAUCAAAAGAAAGAAAAAGAGAAGGAACGCCGUGGAGACGCCCUUUGAAGGCUUGACGCCGUCAGGAGAUGGGCGAGAAGACCUGGGCUAUGGUGACCAGGAGGAGGAUUUUGUUCUCAAGUUCCCCCCAGCUCCUUAUAUUGAACGCACUGAGUCUGAGGAGCGUUACGCCUCCCCACUAAACACCCGCCCCAAGAACUCGAGCUCGCGGCGUGGUGCUAAGGACAGCCAGGGUGGCGGUGAAGCGUCCGAGGACGACGCGGCCAACAGACGCCAGAGUAACAAGCCCAAGGCCAGUGAUUGGCGCUAUGGUCCCGCCCAGCUCUGGUACGACAUGAUCGACGUGCCUGCUGUCGUCGAGAACUUUGACUAUGGCUUUAAAGUCAAGAACGCACCAGUCAAAAAAGAUCCCAGCGAUGGAGGCAACGAGUCAGCAAAACGUCUUCUGCUGCCGACCGCUGACCACAAGACCGAGGAACAUGACGUGAAGCUGACAGCAUCUUCACAUGCUGAUUUUGAUAACAAGUACUACGAUGCUGACGAGGACAAUGAUGAUGAUGAUAUUCCUGAUGAUGCCUUCCAUAUGAUCACGCAGUACAACUGGGAAGAUGAUAUCAUAUGGAACGGGGACGAUCUCAAGCACAAGAUCCAACAGAAGCGGAAGAACAUGGCUGCUGGCUGGGUACCGAGCUCCUACAACCGCACAGCGCAGGCCUUCAGCCAACCCGGCGGCAGCGGCGGUGCUGUAGGCGCUGCAGGCGCUCGGCAAGGGGCGCAGGCUUUUGUGCCGCCCGUCCCCCAGCCUCCUGCUGCUUCUAAAGCCAAGUCUGGCGGCAACAACGGGGAAGACGAUACAUGGUACUCGAUCUUCCCAGUUGAGAACGAGGACUUGGUCUACUCGCGCUGGGAGGACAACAUCAUUUGGGACCCUGAUAACAUGGACAAGAUACCAGAGCCCCCAAUACUGACCCUGGACCCUAAUGACGAGAACAUAAUUCUAGGUAUUCCUGAGGAUAUUGAUCCUGCCACUCUGAACCAAGAGGAAGCGCCGGUCAAGGUUAAAAUCCCUCACCCCCACGUGAAGAAAUCUAAAAUUUUGUUGGGUAAGGCUGGCGUCAUCACGACCAUUGAGGAAGAGUCUCCUCCGCCGCCGCCCAAGAGUCCUGACAAAGAUCCUUUCAACCUGAGCAACGACGAGUACUAUUCUGCCAAAGGCCAAGAUCAGAUCAUCAAGAUCAGUAUGGCUGGUGGGCUGCUUCAGCACUCAACACCAAUUGUGGAGCUACAGGCGCCCUUCAUCCCAACUUACAUGGGCGAGAAGAAGCUACGUCAUUUCCAUCGUCCGCCGCUGAAGCGCUUCAGUCACGGUGUUUUAUCUAGCCCUGGGUCUCACUCUGUCCACUCACUUGCCAAGGAGAUCAAAAAGAAAGAGAAACAGCGCGAUCAAGAACGUCUUGCCUCUGGUGGCGGUGACGUGUUCUUCAUGCGCACGCCUGAUGAUCUCACUGGCAAGGACGGGGACCUGAUCUUGGUGGAGUAUGUAGAAGAGAACCCGCCUCUGCUCUCGUAUACGGGGAUGUGCACACGCAUUAAGAACUAUUACAAGCGAAGGGCUUGUAAUGACAAAGGCCCUCCUGAAUAUCGCUUUGGAGAGACGGCGUACGCUCACACCUCUCCCUUCCUAGGUUCCAUGCAUCCAGGCCAAAGCAUUCAAACUCUCGAGAACAACAUGUACAGAGCUCCACUUUAUGAACAUAAAAUGCCCCCUACUGACUUCAUAGUAAUUCGAACUCGCAAUGGAUACAGCAUUCGUGAGGCAGAAGCCCUCUUCUGCAGCGGCCAGGAAUGUCCUCUCUAUGAAGUGCCAGGACCUAAUAGCAAAAGUGCCAAUAACUACGUGAGAGAUUUCCUUCAGGUUUUCAUCUAUAGACUCUUCUGGAAAAGCAGGGAUGAACCAAGGCGCAUCAAGAUGGACGAAAUUAAAAGGGCUUUUCCAACUCACUCGGAAAGCUCGAUCAGGAAGCGCCUGAAGCCUUGUGCAGAUUUUAAGAGAACUGGUGUUGACAGCAACUGGUGGGUGAUAAAGCCUGAAUUUCGCUUGCCUACAGAGGAAGAAAUUCGUGCUAUGGUGUCUCCUGAACAGUGCUGUGCUUUUGGCAGCAUGUUGGCAGCGGAACAGCGGCUCAAAGAUGCUGGAUAUGGCGACAAAUUUUUGUCAGCUCUCGAGGACGACAACGAAGAUGACACGCAGAAGCUGGACGAUGAAGUCAAAGUUGCUCCGUGGCACACGACGCGCGCUUACAUUCAUGCUGUCAAGGGCAAAUGUCUUCUGCAGCUCACCGGUCCUGCCGACCCUACAGGCUGCGGCGAGGGCUUUUCCUACAUCCGAAUACCUAACAAACCCACACAAAACAAAGAAGAACAGGAACAACAACCCAAGAGAAUCGUGACAGGCACUGAUGCUGAUCUCCGUAGAUUGUCUCUGAAUAACGCCAAGGGUUUGCUCAAGGAAUAUGGUGUACCAGACGAAGAAAUCAAGAAGCUGUCUCGAUGGGAGGUCAUUGACGUCGUGCGCACUCUCAGCACAGAGAAAGCCAAGGCUGGAGAAGAAGGCAUGAAUAAAUUCUCUCGAGGGAACCGUUUCUCCAUCGCCGAGCAUCAGGAGCGAUACAAGGAGGAGUGCCAACGAAUCUUUGACUUACAGAACCGCGUGCUGGCCUCGGAAGAAGUGCUAUCUACUGACGAAGGCAGCAGCGAGGAAGAGGAUAACGACUCGGACAUGGAAGAGAAAGGCAAAUAUAUCGAAAAUAUUCUGGCGAAUAAGAAGACGUCGUCUCAGAUGAGUCUGGAAAAGGAAGAACAGGAGAGAAAGGAGCUGCAGAAAAUGAUGAUGAGUGAAGAGGAUAGAGCGUUGGAGAAGAAGAAGCAAAACAAGAAGGAAGAGGAUGACAAUUCCAGAUACGGUUUCGGCACACCUGGUCGCGUGCUGAAAAUCACUCGCACGUUCCGGAGCGCGGACGGGCGCGAGUAUCAGCGCGUGGAGAUCGUCCGCAAGACGGCCUUCAUCGACACCUACGUCAAGAUCCGCACCACGAAGGACGAGACCUUCAUUAAAGACUUCGUCGGCCAACUGGAUGACGUGCAAAAGGAAGAAAUGAAGCGAGAGCGUCGCCGCCUACAGGAGCAACUGCGGCGCAUCAAACGCAACCAGGAGAAGGCUGCCAGGGGCAUCGUCACGCCUCCUCGUCCUAAGAAACCUAAACUUAAGAAAUGGCUGCUUAGUUGCGAUUCAUGUCCUAAGGUGGGCCACAUGCGCACCAACAAAGCGUGUCCGCUGUACACGGGCCCGGGGGGCGGGGGUGCCGACGGGGUCUCUGUCAUCGGCUCCACGGGCAAUUCUAUGAUGGACUCCCUGCCUGGUGCGAGCAACUACGGCGACUCUGAUGUCAAGAAGAAGAUGAGUCUUGACGACUCCCUGGACGAUGCGGACCGAGGCGCUGGCUUCGACGACUCUGAUGAACUCAUCAAUGUUGAUGGCACCAAAAUAAAGUUGUCUUCUAAAGUUAUGAAGCACGCGGAGGAGUUGAAGCGUCGGUCUCAGGGCUCCCGGUCCCGAGGACGCGACAGUCUCUCCAGCGACUUUGGUGCAGUAGGCGGGCGAGGCUCCAAGAGGCGACGUGCAGGCACCGUCGUGCACUGCGAUUACCUCAAGAGGAAACACAAGAGCGUCAACAGGCGCAGGAUAGACCCCGUCAUCACGCUCUCCACCAUCCUUGAGGACAUUCUUAACCAAAUGAGAGAGAUGCCUGAUGCCCAGCCGUUCAUCAGACCUGUUAAUCCAAAGCUGGUACCCGACUACUACAACCUGGUGGAGGCGCCAAUGGACCUCUCGACAAUGCGAGAGAACCUCCGUCAGCGCAAGUACCAAAGUCGAGAGGAGUUCCUCUCUGACGUCUCGCAGAUCGUGGAGAACAGCAAGAAGUACAACGGUGAGGCCAGCACCCUCACCGUCACCGCGGGGCGCAUGCUCGAGCUCUGCAUUACCAAGUUUGCUGAGCAGGAGGACAGACUAAUGAGGCUUGAGAAGGCCAUCAACCCCCUGCUUGAUGAUGACGAUCAGGUGGCGUUUGACUUCAUCCUGGACAACAUCGUACAGAAGAAGAUCGUCACCACCAACGAUUCCUGGCCUUUCAUGAAGCCCGUGAGCAAGAAGAACGUUAAGGAUUACUACGACAUCAUCCAAAACCCCAUGGACCUGUCAACGGUUAUCAAGAAAGUCAAGAAUCACAAGUACCACAGCCGCGCGGAGUUCAUCACGGACUUCCAACUCAUCCACGAGAACAGCCAAGUGUACAACGGUCCUGACUCGUCCUACUCCAAGAAGGCCGAGGCGCUCCUACAGAUUGUCACCGAAAGUCUAGAUGAAUACGGGGACCACCUGUCUGAGCUGGAGGGCAAGAUGGCGCUGGCCCGUGAGCGGAUCGCUGAGCAGACCGAGGCAGACUCGCUCGUGUCGGGCGAGGAGGACGAGCUCCAUGGGGCGGACGGUUCAUCUAUAGGGCCUGCGCCUGAGCGCUACAGCGACGAUGAUGGAGGGGCUGAGCCUCGAGACGACAAGCGCGGCGUCGCUGAGGCGAUGAUGGCGCUGUCGUCCUCCUCGUCCUACCGCCCCCCCUACCCUGAGACAGAGGACAGCAAAAGCGGCAUCACGCUGCUCACGAACUACGACGCUUCCGCUGCCCCUCCAUCCACCAGCUCAGAGCUCCUCGGCACCGCCACCGUCAAGCAGGAACCCGUCGACGUCGAGUCAGCAUACCCCAUGGACACAGCAUCCUUCAUGCCAACGCCAAACUACGACUCCUUCGAGCAAGAUGUCAAGCCCGUCAUCAUUCCUGGCGGUGGGUUGCGUUUCGGUGCCCCCGGCUACCUUCCGACGGCCUUCAAGAGAAGUCCAAGUUUCCGCGACGACGGCAGAGGAUAUCAAGACUCCGAUCCCAUCUAUCCUGAUGGUGGACCAUCUUUCCCAGAGGAUUCCUUGGUAUCUUCGUUCUCUGGUGACAUCCCUGGACCGUCGUUCCCUGACGAUGCCUCCAUCCCGAUGGAUGAGGGGACCACACCCAGUGAUCCUGAUUUUCCCACAGGAGAUAACUUCGCUAUUAGGUUGCCUCUACCACCGGCUACCAUGGGGAAUGCUGAUGCAAGUGAUAACUUCCUAGGACCGCCGUCUGAUAUUCCCCAGUCUGAUAGAGGGGAGCAGCAACAACAGGCAGGUUUCUCGGCCAUCGCAGGCGACCUCGACAUCAGCGAUUCUGACGAUGAAGCUGACAUGGAGGAAGUGCCUCCCGCCGAAGACGUCUCUGCUGCUGACGACAUGAUAUUCUAGUGCACUUCAAGCGGAGGCAACCACGCACCCACCGAACAAUUGUGCUCAUUUAUACAAGGGUAACAGUGACAAGUGCUACACGAAAAAAAAGCAGCUGACAAUUGUUGUUGUUGAGUUGGCCUGGGUUCUGUCACAUCAUGCAUGACCACCACAACAACUGCACUGAUGAUACCUGUGACAAAUUGCAACUUUGGUGUCGUCAGUUUUGUAGCGCUGAAUGAAUUUUAAGUUUCAAUUUGAGUACGUGGCCCCUGAAUCUCGAGUUGUCGGGAAGCAAUGUUCAGGCCGUCGGUAGCAUGCGUGAUAACUUUAUAUUUUAGGCUUAAUUUCAUAAAUUUGUAUAAAGGAAAACUAAAAAAUUUAAUACUAGGGGAA
Messenger RNA from Hyalella azteca, 6779 nucleotides. RefSeq names its product transcription initiation factor TFIID subunit 1 (gene Taf1). Gene Ontology annotation, biological process: transcription by RNA polymerase II; RNA polymerase II preinitiation complex assembly. The transcript has 21 exons. NCBI's taxonomy places the organism in Eukaryota, Metazoa, Arthropoda, Malacostraca, Amphipoda, Hyalellidae. The record is from RefSeq and is a predicted model, not a curated record. The coding region runs from base 120 to 6404 and encodes 2094 amino acids. Gene Ontology annotation, molecular function: histone acetyltransferase activity; TBP-class protein binding; RNA polymerase II general transcription initiation factor activity. Gene Ontology annotation, cellular component: transcription factor TFIID complex.